UAAAUCUGCACCGCCCAGGCAGCACAAAAAGUUUGGAAAGUCCUGACACCGUUCCACUGCUGAAUGCAGCCACUUCCUCGCCCCGUGGAUUAUAAAGUCAACUUUAUUCAGGAGAGCCACCUACUUAAAAAUCUCUGCUGCUCCGCCACCAGACAAGGACGCUUCAACCCCACUGCCUGAGAUUCAACUUUACCCAACACCUGAAACGUUAACAGAGAUGGAGGGUUACAUGAUGCCGUUUGCUCUGCUUCUGUGCAUCUCUAUUGCAGCCUCUGCCUCAAGUCAGACAUGUGAUCCGAAGGAGGAUAAUGACAACCCAUGGGUGUACGUGCAUGAGAUGCUAAUUGGCUGCUGGACCAACUUUGUUGGAGCCGACCAGGCAGAGGUCCACAUCCUUAACCUGAACUUUACCACCGCGAAUGGCAAAAUGUUCUCUCUCGAGAUGACCAAUGCAAAACCAAUGAACCUUAUCCUCACAUCAGCAGACAUGGUUUACGGUCUGCACAACCUCAACGCCGAAGUUCACAUUUAUAUACACAAUUUCUCCACAAUUACGCUACACGGGAAUCAACAUCACAACAAUGUCCACAGGCAAGACUUCCCCACUCAAGAUGAAGAGCUGGUGAAGUGGGCAGUGCAGAAGUUUGGGGGUGUGACUUCAUUCACUACUAUUCGAAAUCUAAGAACAGUCACAUGGACAGGAGCACAAGGAAAAAAACCUGGCUCCCCGAACUGUGUGCUCAAAAAGGAAGACGCAUCAGAGAAGCACUUUAUGGUGAUCGAAGCAGCACCUUCGUUCAAAUCCUGCUCCCCGCAAACACAGAACCCCAGUGGUGCAGUUGGUCUUCAUAUCAUAAACAUCCCAGAGAGUUCCAGCAUUCGCAAUGUAUCACUGCGCGUGGACACAAAGGAGACCAGUGUGUUCCUGAGGGGCCCUGAAGGCACCACGUGGACCUUUCUCAACCCGCAACACACAAAGUUUGGUUCUAACAAUGACAUCCUGCUGCCCGCCAUCACACACAGAAUCCCUCCGUCAGUUACACUGAGAAGUGACAUUGCAGUGGAUGUGCAGAGGAAGGCUUUGGAUCAUUUUAAAGUCACUACUUUCACCAGUUAUACUGAAAUCAGACCAGAGGAUUCCAUGAUACUACUAGUUCUUCGGAAAAAAGACAAUCCAGCAGUUACAGAAGCAACUCCAGAAACUGUCAACCCCAUUACGACUAAUUCCCCUCAUCAGAUGCCCCUGCUGAUGCAGCUCUACACCUCCCCAGACUACCGUUCACCCCUGGACCCCAACACUAAGGUUCAGAGUGACAAGAGAAUUUAUGCAGAGAUUUCUGGCCACACUUUGGGGGGUAUUGUCUUGACUAUCAAGGUGAUCAGCUGCUUUGUGCGCUCUAAAGGCUCCUGCCCCGUGGUGAAAGAGCUGCCCUUCAUUUCAGAGGCCUGCUCCUUAAAUUCCUGUCCCAACAGCACUCGACUCAGCUUCUCUUUAGAUCAGCUCCAGGAGCUGACAUCCACCACGUGGGACCUCGAAUGCUCUGUCAAACUGUGCUACAGUGAGAAAUGUGGAGAUGGAGGAAGAGUGAAGAGGAAUCUGGAGGUGACUCAGCCAUGUCUGCAACCACCAACUCCACCAUGCUUUGAUUUUGGCCUACCAGGAGUUCUGGGAAUUGCAUUUGGAGGGUUUCUGAUUGGAGUAUUACUUAUUGGAGCACUGUGGUUUAUCAAAAUUAAAACAGGGUACCCAACUGGAUUGGACAUGAGCUCAACUGCAGCCAGUCUUCCAGGAUGUCCCUGCUCAGGAGCGAAGCGCCAACCCGUUUCCACUAACCCUUCACCUUCUGAGAACAGCAGCGCCAACGCUAGCAUCGGAAGCACCCAAAGCACACCGACCAGCAGCAUGGCAUGAAAUUAUGCUAUUUCCUACCAGCAGGGCCACCAUCUCCCUUGAAAGUCACCUAUACGGGUUUUGUGCUUUUUCUUUUUACUCUUAAUGCUUAAAAAGCAUUUCUCUCCCGCCUGCCCUCUUUGAAAUCUUAUUUAAAAAAGCACAAGCCAUGUCUUUGACAUACCACGUCUGAAAUGGAUGUGAUGUGGGAGUUUGUAAUCGUGGGUGGGGAGGCCUGGAUGACGGCUAACUGAAGUCUAAUCAUUGGCUUCUGAUGCUCACCUUUGCAGCCUCUCUGUAAAGUCGAGCUCCCAGACAGGAAGUUAAAAAGGGCAAGAGAAAAAAAAAUUGGCUCCCAGCAACAGGAAAAACAAACCAUAUCCCCCAAGAGCUAACAGGAAAUUCACCGCAUUCCUUUGAAUGAAUUGUGCUUGUGUGAUGGCAGCACAAUAACAGUCAGACAGGAGACAAACCAGUCAAAAGACUCACUUUGAAAAACAGAUGAAAAGCUGUUUUGCAUUCACAUCUAAGCAACUAAAAUCUGAAGGUUGGUCCAGAAAAACUUCUUUAACAACAUCUUGCAGACUGAACAGAUCCACACAUUGAGAUCUUAAACUAAUCAAUGUAAUGGUCACUUCAAGGACUAUUUGUCUUAAUUGGAGUUUAAGGUUAAUGGUUAACAGCUACCUCCUAUUAUUUAGAAGUCUGGAGCUAAGUUUGAACUUAAAACUAGAUUUCUCUGGUGAAUUGAUUAUUUUCUGCCUGUUUAAUUUUUUUUUUAUUCUGUGUCACUUUAGGUGAUUCUUAUUGACCCACUGGGUCCUUGUCGCUCACAAACAAAGUAAUGGUGCCAUUUUUAUGCUGUCCAAUAAGUGUAUCAGAGCCCUUAUAUUAAUGGCAACUCCCCCCCCCCCCCCGAGUGUUUAUCGGAAGUUACAGAGAAAUGUACAUCAUUUAUCAAUUACUCAACAUAGCCAAUCUGAAGUAUUAUUUAUGGCCCAAAGGUAUCAGCGAAUGUAUAACCCAAUAAAAAUCUUUUUUUAUGUAAACUCAGAAACCAUCCCUUUUGAAAUCUAUAGUACCACAUGCAGAUAUGUAUGGCUGCAUUCAGAGCUGAGUAAUGUGCACAUCAUGAAAAGUAAGUUCCAAAACUGUGCACAUCAGUUUUCAAAUUAAACGUCUGGAUAUGGACUAUUGCACUACUCACCCAGCUAUGACCACAGGGUGGAGUUUCCCAAAAAUAGUCUGUCUCUGAGGUAGAAUUCCAGCAGUUUUCCUUUAGCACAACAUCCAUUCUCAAUAGAAUCACUCACUACAAUCAAUUUGCUGUAACCACAAUUUUACAACAGAAAUUUCCUGUCUGUGCGAACACACAAAAAUACCUUUAUGUAUUGCAUUAAAAUGUUUUCAGGCUGAUUUAUUCAUCACUUCUUAGACACAGGUACAUCUAUGUAUUCCACCUAACAUUACAAAAUUAAGACAUGACAUGAAGUUUAUUUCCUCUUAUUCAUUAUUUUCAUUCACAAUGCAGCCAGCCACUGAUGUUCUGCACUAUUUUGUGAUUGAUUAUGAUUUAAUUCCUUUAAUGGAUGUUAUGAAUCACCAGGAUUUUCCUUUGACAAACAAACCAUUCCUACAUGUUGAAGAGGCGCCACCUCAGUGAGACUUUAAAGGCUUAUUUCUCAAAGGGGGUAGUAAAGAUACAAUUUAAUUUUUGAGCAUUAACUGCCGUUUAAGUCAGCUCUGAAUGCAACCAAUUUGCACUUUGUACGUUAAUCAAUACAAACCAUGAGUCAUCAAACUGUUGAUGGCAUCAAAACCUUUUUAAGAAUUCAAACCUGGCUUUAUUUUCAUUUGUCCCAUAAUUGUAAUGAUGUGGAAACUGUCAUCUGAGAGCAAUUAGUUUGUCGUUAAAAUGAUUAACUUCUGCUUUCUACAUCUGAUGGGCUGCAUCAGCCACUGCAGUGCUAAUGCUAGACAUAAGCUGCAUAAUUGCAUGAUGGGGACUUUCAGGAGGGCUACAACCAUAGAUUGACGGUUGAUCCGUGAACCCACUUUUUAUUUCAAUGUACAAAUGUAAAUGUUUUUAAUAUUUUUAUUACCUCUUUCAAAAAUAUUCCCCACAACACAUCAUGUCUUGUUGUUAUUUACAUGAUAUACAAUAUAUAGACACAUUCCAAAUAGUUAGUUAUUCUCUGAUUUGGAUUGUUAAUUUAUUCACCUUCAAACAUAAUAUCAAAAAUGUUCCAAACCAACUGCAUUUGUAAAACUUACUGUCUCCUCAUUGUAUGUGAGCUGUGUAGCAUAUUCCCCAUCUUUUAUAACUCAGUUUUUGUGCAUGUACAUUUUCUCUGUGUCUGAUUUCCUUUGUGUAUUUCUACGGAGGCAGAGAACAAAGAGGGCCAGUACAAAUUGCCACUUGAGUAUUUGUGCAAUAUGAUGAGGUAAACUUGUAUGUAAUGUCUAUAUGUCAUUUUUACCAUGUGUUUUUUUUUCUUUUUUUAUAAGUGUUGUAUAAUAUUCUUCCAUUUCUUAACCUGAUUUGUUCUUUCAUGUCUUUGAAGAACUGGGACAAUUCCUAAUCAAGGCACUUAUCAAAUGCACAACAUUAGUUUUGUAUAAUUUUCAUUUUUUUUUAAAAAAAAAUCUCAUGUACUUCAGAUCACACUGUAGACGGUGCCUGUCACAACACAAGUCCAAGGCAUUCCACUGGUUUGUUGGUUUGACCCCAUUUGACUCUUGUCCUCACCGUAAGGUUCCCCCUGCAGUCCAAAAAACACUGCAUAUCUCUGCUAACUGACAUCCUGACAUUGUAUUGUGUUCAUUGUACUAUCUUCAGUGGGUGUCAUGGGGAAGUGCAUUCUGAAUUCUUAAGACAGGAUGUCUCACCAUAAAGUCGCAUCCCAGUUAAUAUUCAGCAGUCUGGCAGUUAUCAGAAUAGAGCCACACGUAAAAUAGGAAAAAUCCAGCAAUCAGUGAGAACUUUUUUUAUUUAGUUUUAGGAUGUGGUUGCAGCAUUAGACAUAUUCUUCUUUUUUUAUAUGACAGGUAUUCUAAAACCUGCGCUAAAGCAGCACUGGUGACUGUCUGAGCACCGACAGUAAAAUCAGACAGGCUGUCAAUUAAUUCAGUUGUUAACCCUGCAGAUCCAUUUGUUACCUCUAAAAAAAAGCUUCUCAGACACUUUACACAAAACAUGUGUGCCUGUUUGUGCACAGUAUACAUACUGUGUGCGUGCGUGUGUGCAUGUGUUCACAUAUGUCUCUAUGUAGGUGUAUAAUAAAAACUACAUUCAUGCGAGCAGAUCCUUCCUCUAGACUCCAUGUCCAAAAUUCUGUAUUCUUCCCAAAAACUCAGAAGUUGUUACAUGUCAAAAUCUCUGCUUUUAUUUUAUAAUGUAUAAGAUGCAGUGUUAUUUCUGUGCUAGAGUGGGCAGCCUUUUACCAUUUCAAAUGGGUCCUUUUUUUGAGACAGUACUCUACUGAUGCCAUGUAUUUCUAUGUUGUCUCAGAGAAACAUAUGUUUUGUCUAAAAUCAUCCUAAUAAAAUGAAUUUGAUAAACAUU
Messenger RNA from Amphiprion ocellaris (clown anemonefish), 5456 nucleotides. It is a transcript of the gene eng, whose product is annotated as endoglin. NCBI's taxonomy places the organism in Eukaryota, Metazoa, Chordata, Actinopteri, Pomacentridae. The transcript has 14 exons. The record is from RefSeq and is a predicted model, not a curated record. The coding region runs from base 218 to 1912 and encodes 564 amino acids.